AAUCGGUUGCCGAUUUCUCUGCGUUUAUUGCCCUGUUGUCAUUCAAUUUGUUAGUUUUUGAAUUUUGCCCUUGUUUUACGGUCAUGCUGCAAGUGUCAGCAUGUUGCAUGAGGCACGCCCAUAUUGAAACCUGCCAAUUUUUCUUGUCCUAGAAGGCAAUGAAUCGAAGGGACUACCUCACAGUCGUCGGUGCACCGGCAACUCUUAAGUCCAGACUCUGCUUACUCCUCGGAAUAAAGAAUAAUGAGCACAGCGGACUUUAGCUCAUAAUUUCGAAACUUUCAAAGCCCUACAUAAACAAUACGUUAUGUGUGCCCAUUGCUCAUUUCGUACUCUCUUGAUGUUGACUAUAUUCAGAACGCAAUGAUGGCGAGUACAACAUCUUUACUAUGGCUCAUUACUGGAUGCUCAUCUGGCUUUGGCUUCCAGCUCUUUUUAGUAGCACUAAAAGCUGGUCAUAAAGUCAUUGCUACAUCUCGCAACCCAUCCAAGGAUUUGGAUCUUGUCCAGCAAAUCGAAAAGCUGGGAGGUAUAUGGUUAGCCCUUGACGUCAAUUCCGGGGAAGCAGAGAUCGAUCAAUUGGUUGAGAUGAGCUGCGAGAUUUACGGAAAGAUCGACAUUCUAGUCAAUAAUGCCGGAGUCAGAAUCUUGGGGGCAAUGGAAGAUAUGAGGCAUGGCUAUGACCGAUUGUCUUUAACCAUUCAGCGCACUGACUUUUCUGUAGUUACGAAGAAACCCGAGAUAUAAUGGAGACCAACUUUUUUGGUCCAUUCAAGAUCAUAAAAUCUAUUCUUCCAUACAUGAGGAGCCAGAAAUCGGGGACAAUAGUCAAUAUUUCAAGCGCGGCCGGCUUACAACCACGACCGUCAAUGAGCAUAUAUGGGGCCUCCAAGUGGGCUCUGGAAGGUAUCGUACUCCGUUCAUCAAGAUACCUGCUCCCUAAUUUAACAAGAUAUUCAGGAAUGUCUGAAGGGCUUGCAAAAGAAGUAGCUCCUUUCGAAAUCCGCGUAUUGAUUGUCCAACCUGGCGCUUUUACAACCAAUAUGAUGGACGCAGUUCAUAUGACCGAAAAGCCGCUUUCGGAUGUCUACAAGAAUACUCAAGUUGGAGAAUUCGUCGGCGCUUUCGGAGAAAACGCAACUUUUGCUGCGCCAAACGAUGUCGAGAAAGGAUGUCAAGCUAUUUUUAAGGUUAUUACUAGCACCGGACGAGGCGCCAAUAAAGUAAAUUAUAUCAGAAUGCCUCUUAGUAAGGGUUGUGCUCAGAGAACUCGCGAACACAUUAAGGUUUUGCAGGAGGGUCAUGAUGUAUUUAGAGAUAUUUGGGAGAGUACCGAACAUGAUGGUGGUGUCUUGAAGGCUUUUCAAGGAUGAGUUAGUGAAGGGCUAACUGAUUACUUGGAAUUCAUAGGUGCCAAUGCGUACACAAGUCUAAAGUAGGACAAGUUUCCAGACUGACAGUACUUAUCCGGAUCUACGGAUUUACGUUUAGUUGAGGCAAAUGCUACAAAAUAAAGAAAACGUUCUUCG
Molecule: messenger RNA, 1529 nt
Organism: Sclerotinia trifoliorum
Lineage: Eukaryota; Fungi; Ascomycota; Leotiomycetes; Helotiales; Sclerotiniaceae
Source: the annotation of a GenBank genome assembly